This is a messenger RNA of Triticum aestivum (bread wheat), 1826 nucleotides long. RefSeq lists its product as uncharacterized. Bases 679 to 1608 code for a protein of 309 amino acids. The transcript is spliced from 5 exons. The record is from RefSeq and is a predicted model, not a curated record. NCBI's taxonomy places the organism in Eukaryota, Viridiplantae, Streptophyta, Magnoliopsida, Poales, Poaceae.
ACGUCCCAAUUCCCCACACCCGCGACCGCGAGCAGAAAUCCCUAACCUGUCCCGACCCAACUCGCCGCCGCCGUCGCCGCCGCGCCGUCGCCAAGGAACCCGCCGCCGUGUUGAUGGCGUCGACGGAGGAGCAGGUCUUCCUUGGAUCGAGUAACCUUUCGUAUCACGGCGCCCACCACCCCGACACCUGCGCCGACUGGGAUUACCCGGAAGACCCAGGCGACCGGCGGAACGGGGUGGAGGUUGCCGAGCUCCAUGACCAGCCGGCGCGCAUGAGCACCGCAGAUUCAGAUCCAUGUGAAGUCGCCAGGCGUGCCUUGGACCUCAUGUUCCCGCGGGAGGAGGACAGCGAUGACGCCUGGAGCACCUGGAGCGCACGGGAGGAGGGCACUAACGACGACGAUGAGCAAGAUAGCCAAUUCUCCCUACAGAUGUGUUAACUAUCCAUAGAUCCUUGAUUUACAUUGGUUGAUUGAUUCUGUAGGAGGGGAAGAAUACGAUGGUAGCACACAGGAGAGCAGCGAUUAUGAAGACGGCGGCAAUUGCCAAGUGAUACUAGCCGAGACAAACUGUCCAGGAAAGCUCUACCCCAAGAGCCAAGCAGAUGACAUAGAUGACAAAUGGGUACAUAGGUACUCCCAACAGCUUAAUGAACACUCGAAGCUGUGCAGGGAGAUUAUGGCUCUGGGAGUUUAUGAUGAUGAUUAUGAUUAUGAUGAUGAUGAUGCUCCUUGCCCCGUCUCUCCCAUGAGAGUGUUCCCUUACGCAACAGGUGCCUGCGUCCUUGGGCUCAACUGCCACCAUCGUAUCUACAGGACCCAUGACAACUCUACCACCCCAUCAACUCUUGGAAAGCGCACACCAAGUUAUAUGCUACAAUUAUUCUCCAUGCGUCUAUCAAGCUUUGAACCCUCGUAUCCCAUUAGUGUGUAUGGAAUAUUUGCCAUUCGGGAUUACUUGGACCCACGACGGAACUACGUCUUUAACCGUCCCAGGGAUGACGCUGUCACGAUUGAAAAGCAGGGUUCCUUUGUCAUACCACUUUGUAGCCCUUGUCGAGGAAUGUAUUUGUUGGAUAAGGCUUUAGUAGAAGUUGAUCUUUGGGUAAAGAAAGAAGGGGAUGAUGAAUCAGAUGACAAGCAACUACUUUCUGCAUAUGCUGAGAUUGAUGUCCGGACUGAAGCUGAUCUCAUGCUUUAUGAACGGAUUUCUGGUGAUAAUUGCAAUUUGGACUUUAAAUAUAAAGUCCUUUCAGAAAGUGUUGAGGCUGUAAUACAAGUAUAUGCAAAGGUCAGCCAUCCUCACCAUGUGUUGUUCACUGCUUUUAGCACCGAAUAUGAUGAUUAUCCUCUUCGUGGGGUUGUGCUGUUUGAUGACAAAUUAUUUGGCGAGGAAAAACUAUUCAAGCAUGUUGUCGCGGUGAAAGCAAAUGAAGGACUGCAUGUUUUUUUAGAAGUGAACGGUUCAGUGUUCCAGUGGACUUUUCAAGAUGAACAUGUUGGAGCUGUUGUUUCUCCUGAUGACUCAAUCUUGGACUAUGGACAGUUCUUCGUGAGGGUAUUGUUUGCUCCAAAGGAUUACAAGGGAAGCUCAGCUCCAACAUUCUGACAGUGUCGCCAUUGGCUGAAAGCCUGAAACUCAUGUAAAAGUGUUGUUGCUUUUCUUGGUAUUGUAUAUGAGUAGCAGUUGAAUUUCUCUUAAGACCUCUUAGAGCAUCUCCAAUAGAUGGUGCAAAUUUGGAGAUGUGAAAGUGGAUGUGUAUAGUUUACAUAAUCAAAAAGUGCUUUUUAUGUCUCCAAAAAACAGCUAACUUCAACAGAUGUAUA